This is a messenger RNA of Rhodotorula toruloides NP11, 660 nucleotides long. RefSeq lists its product as uncharacterized. NCBI's taxonomy places the organism in Eukaryota, Fungi, Basidiomycota, Microbotryomycetes, Sporidiobolales, Sporidiobolaceae. The coding region runs from base 1 to 660 and encodes 219 amino acids. The transcript has 6 exons. The record is from RefSeq and is a predicted model, not a curated record.
AUGCUGUCGAAGGAACUGGGAGGGGUCUCCGAGGACGCGCGGCGCAUCGCAACCUGGACUGUCAUUUUCGGCUUGUUGCAAGCCGCGGUGAAGUUGGCGAAGGAAGACCAGCAGCCAUGGCGUCUGGUCUCUCCAGCCUUCGAUGCCGGCCGGUGGAGGCUUGCGCUUUACUAUGAUCCGGCUGAGGCAGACUACUGGGGCGCAUCCCUCCUCACUGCCGAUGAAUUGGCAAAGCCCGUCACCUUCUCGUCUGUGACUAUGCAGUUCAAGUCGUCAACAGCCGGCAGCAAACGCAUAGGGUCCUCUGUGGACACGUCCAAUGUCCACUUUGACACUCAAGGCGAGAAGGCGUACCCUCGAGCCAUCCCUCUACAAGUGAUUGAAAGUCACGACCCCUCGGCCGUUCUCUAUUUAUCCGUCCAACUCGAAGAAGGGUGUUUGGCGACUCCAGCUCGGGUUCCACCCUCGCUACUGAACCAUCCGCUCUAUUGCGAUAUCGCCUUCACCUUCCCGAACGUCUGCCUGCCGCUGUUCGCCUUCAAGCUCGUACUUGUGCAGCAGUCACCUCACUUUGCAGACCUCUUCAAGUCUGGCUUCGCAGAAGGCACAGCAGACUAUGCCCUUCCCACGUCGCUCAAGAUACCGAACUGGCAAGAUUGA